UUUCACUCCGUGUACCCUGACGGGGCUCUGUCCCGCAGGUUGGGCACGCUGCGGUCGGAUCACACUUGGCUGUGGCUACCUGCGAGCAGACGGGACUCACCUGAACGUGAAGUGCGGCCUUUCUUUGUUCGGGUCGGUAAAGUCCGACCGGCUUUCACUUUCCUCCGAGACACUGAUUACAACAAAAACAAAACAAAACAGAAAACACUGAGAGACACUUUGGCGGCGGGUUAAUCAUUAAAGUGAGCGCUGAAACCGCAGUUUACAGAGGAGCCGGCAUGAGGAUCUGAUCCAGCAGAAAGAGGGGGAGGAGGAGGAGGAGGAGGAGGAGUGCGCCUGUGUCCAGACACUAGAGCACCUUCAGGCCUACAGGUGUUUCUGUGUUUUUCAUGUGACCUGGAUCCACCGCACGCUGGGAUCAUGCUCGGAGCGGAGAGCAGGCUGGAGAGCCGGCUGAAGAAGCUGGAGUCCCUCAUGAGGAGCCCACACUCGGCGCUAAACUUGGAAACGCUGCUGGACUCCAUGAACGCGUUGGCUCAUGAUUUGAACUACCCUGCCCUGAGGAAAAACAAAAACAUCGAGGCCUUUCUGAAUCGAUAUGAAAAGGCGGUGAGUCAGCUGCGGGAGCUGCAGGUGAAGCUCGAAGACUUCGAGAAAGUGAAGCUGAUCGGGAGGGGAGCCUACGGAGAAGUGCAGCUGGUCCGCCACAAGGCCUCGCAGAAGGUAUACGCCAUGAAGCAGCUCAACAAGUUCGAGAUGAUCAAGCGGUCGGACUCGGCCUUCUUCUGGGAGGAGAGGCACAUCAUGGCCUUUUCCAACAGUCCCUGGGUCGUGCAGCUGUGCUGCGCCUUCCAGGAUGACUGCCACCUCUACAUGGUGAUGGAGUUCAUGGGCGGGGGCGACCUGGUCACACUCACCAUGAACUACGACAUACCUGAGAAGUGGGCUCGCUUCUACACGGCGGAGGUGGUGCUGGCGCUGAACGCCAUCCACUCCAUGGGCUUCAUCCACCGUGACGUCAAACCCGACAACAUGCUGCUGGACCAGACCGGACACCUCAAACUGGCAGACUUCGGCACGUGCAUGAAGAUGGACGCGACAGGCAUGGUGCACUGUGACACAGCUGUAGGCACACCAGACUACAUCUCCCCCGAGGUGCUCCAGUCUCAGGGCGGCGACGGUUACUACGGGCGGGAGUGCGACUGGUGGUCUGUCGGAGUCUUUAUGUACGAGUUGUUUGUCGGUGAAACUCCCUUCUAUGCCGAGUCCCUGGUUGGAACAUACGGGAAGAUCAUGAACCACAAGAACACACUCGUCUUCCCAGAGGACGUGGAGAUGUCUCAGGAUGCCAAAGACCUCAUUUGUGCCUUUCUUACCAACAGGGAGGUUCGACUGGGCCGCACCGGAGUGGAUGAGAUCAAGUGCCACCCGUUCUUCAAGAACAACCAGUGGACCUUUGACAACAUCCGAGAGACUGUGGCUCCAGUCGUGCCCGAGCUGAGCGGCGACAUAGACACCAGCAACUUCGACGACAUAGAAGAUGACAAAGGUGAUGCUGAGACCUUCCCUCCACCCAGAGCCUUUGUGGGCAACCAGCUACCAUUCGUCGGCUUCACCUACUUCAAGGAGGACCAGCUGCUGAGGGUGGAUAACAACCACUCGGAGGAGGAUUCAGAGGACAUUAAAGAAAAGUCUGAGGAUAAAGAGUCUCGCUUGAACAGUGAUAAAGAGCUGCAGAAGAAGCUUCAUCAGCUGGAGGAGAAGCUCGACCAUGAGAUGCAGGCCAAAGAUGAGCUGGAGCACAAGUGCAAAAAUGCCACCAACCAUUUAGACAAGCUGGUGAAAGAAUUAGACAAGGAGAUGAGCAGCAGGCAGAAGGUUGAGGCUUCGCUCAGGCAGCUGGAGAGAGAGCGAGCCCUGCUGCAGCACCAGAGCAGCGAGAACCUGCGCAAGGUGGAGAUCGAAACGGACAGGAAACGUGGCCUGGAGAAUGAAUUGAACAACCUGAGGGACCAGCUGGAGGAUCUUAGGAAGAGGAACCAGAAUUCCCAAAUCUCCAAUGAGAAGAACAUCCAGCUUCAGAAACAACUCGAGGAGACCAACGCUGUGCUUCAGGCCGAGCAGGAGGCGGCAGCACGGCUGAAGAAGAGUCAGGCAGAGGCACAGAAACAGGCUCAGAGCCUGGAGCUAAGCCUCAGGGAGAUGCAGGAAAAGUACAGCCAGCUGGAAAAGGACAAGAUGGAGCUGGAGAAGCAGCUGAUGGGGCUGCAGGCCGAGCUGGAGGAGGAGAAAGGAGCUUACAGCCUCGGGACAGAAACUAUUACUGACCUGCAGGGACGGAUCGCUGGCCUGGAAGAGGAGGUGAAAGAGGUGAAGUCAUCUCUGUCCAAGGUCCAGGCUGAAAAGAAGCAGCUACAGGAGAAGCUCAAUGACCUGGAGAAGGAGAAGGGCAACCAAGAGAUCGACUUGGCGUUCAAGCUGAGGUCGCUGCAGCAGAGCCUGGAGCAGGAGGAGGCCGAGCACAAGGCCACCAAAGCUAAGCUCGCGGAUAAAAAUACCAUCUACCAGUCCAUCGAGGAGGCAAAGUCUGAGGCUUUAAAAGAGAUGGAGUGCACCCUACAUGAGGAGCGCAGCCUGAAGCUGCAGGUGGAGGAGAAGCUGCUGCAGCUGGAGAAGGACCACUCCAUGCUGGACUGUGACUACAAGCAGGCGCAGCACAAACUGGACGAGCUGCAGGGGCAGAAGGAGAAACUCUCAGAAGAGGUAAGAAACCUGAGCCAGCGUCUGGAGCAAGAGAUCCACAAGCGGACUCUGAGCCAGAGCGAGCUGAAGAUCCAGAACCAGCAGGUGUCGGUGCUCCGCUCGUCAGAGAAACAGCUCAAACAGGAGCUCAACCACCUGCUGGACCUGAAGCAGGUCCUGGAGAAACAGAACCAGGAGCUACGCAGGGAGAAGCAGGAGGCGGGCGGCCAGCUGAAAGAACUGAGGGACCAGCUGGAGGCAGAGCAGUAUUUCACGACCCUUUACAAGACGCAGAUCCGUGAGCUGAAGGACGAGUGUGAUGAGAAGAACAAACUGGUCAAAGAAGCACAGCAGCGACUGGCAGAAUAUGAGGAGGAGAGGGAUUCCCUGACAAACCAGCUGGAGGCCAGUUUGACCAAGGCGGACUCCGAGCAGCUGGCUCGCUCCAUCGCGGAGGAGCAGUACUCCGACCUGGAGAAGGAGAAGAUCAUGAAGGAGCUGGAGAUCAAAGACAUGAUGGCGAGACACAAACAGGAGCUCGGCGACAAGGAGGCCACCAUCAGCUCGCUGGAAGAGUCCAAUCGCACUCUGACGGUGGACGUCGCCAACCUGGCCAGUGAGAAAGAGGAACUCAACAACCAGCUGAAAGAAAUGCAGCAACAGUUGCAGAAAGCCAAGGAGGAGGAGAAGCACAUGAACUCACUCAAAGUGUCCUUUGAAAAGCAGCUGCAGAACGAGAGGACACUAAAAAUUCAGGCUGUCAACAAGCUGGCUGAGGUGAUGAACAGGAGGGAGACGGUGCGGGGAGGCCACAGAGGCACCGGCACCGAGGUGCACAGGAAGGAGAAGGAGAACAGGAAGCUGCAGCUGGAGCUGAGAGCCGAGAAGGAGAAGCUGAACAGCACCAUCAUCAAAUACCAGAGAGAGAUGACGGAGAUGCAGGCACUGAUCGCAGAAGAGAACCAGGUGCGCCUGGAGCUCCAGAUGGCGUUGGACAGUAAAGACAGCGACAUCGAGCAGCUUCGUUGCCAGAUCACCUCCCUCAGCGUUCACUCUCUGGACUCCACCAGCAUCAGCAGUGGCAACGAGCUGGACAUGGGUGAAGGAUACCCAGUGCGCAUCACUCACUCCCACACGUCCGAAUCAAUGUCCUUCACCUACCAGCGCACACACAAAUCCGUUUGCAUCGACACCAGACCCAACCUUCACUCGGCUCACUCUCUCUUUGACUCUGACUCUGAGGAUGAGGAAGAAUGUGACGGGCGGCUGGAGCAGGGCCAGCGCCCCCUGGCCCUCACCUACGAUCAGCCCGCUGAGGCUGAACCUGCAGACUCCAGGCUGGAGGGCUGGAUUUCACUUCCCACCAAGAACACAAAGCGUUUCGGCUGGGACAAAAAAUAUGUAGUUGUGAGCAGUAAAAAGAUCCUGUUCUACAACAGCGAGCUGGACCGAGAGCAGGCUAACCCUUUCAUGACCCUGGACAUCGAUAAGCUGUUUCACGUCCGACCUGUCACUCAUACGGAUGUGUACCGUGCGGAUCCCAAAGAAAUCCCAAGGAUAUUCCAGAUCCUGUACGCCAAUGAAGGAGAGAUCAAACGUGACCAGGAAGUCGUAGUGGAGCCCACGCCGUAUGGUGACCGUCCAUCCUACAUCAGCCACAAGGGCCACGAGUUCAUCCUCACUCUCUACCACUUCCCCACCAGCUGUGAGGCCUGCACUCGGCCCCUGUGGCACGUUUUCAAGCCGCCGCCGGCCCUCGAGUGCCGCCGCUGCCACACCAAGUGCCACAAAGACCACCUGGACAAAAAGGAGGAAGUCAUCGUGCCCUGCAGGGUGAACUAUGACAUGUCCACUGCCAAAGAGCUGCUUCUGCUCACCAACUCUCCGGAUGAGCAGCAGCGCUGGGUCAGCCACCUCCUCAAACGCAUCCCGAGGAAACACCCGACGAUGAGUCCUCCCGCUGCGAUACAGAACACCCCUCACGAAGCGACGUCGCGUUCCUCCCCACGAGUCUCUCCACAUCCUUCACCCAGGAGUUCGCCUCGUAUGUCGGCCCAUCGCGGGGCCAUCAAGAUCCAACCUAGCAGACCGCAGCAGCCGUCGGGGAAGCCCAGUUAACCCUGGCUGAUCAAAGAUGUGUAUUUUCAUCUAUGCGGAUUAAUGACCACAGUCUGGACGCAGUGCCUACAUGCCUUUUCUUUUUCUUUUUCGGGGAAGUAGACUGAAAAAAAUAAAUAAAUAAAAAAGAGAAAGUCUAAUCGUGGACAGAAGCGAUUGCAGAGACUGGCUGUCGUCAUGAGAACUGGGACUGUCUUUGUCGUUGUAACAAGAGGAGAAAUGAGCAGUAUUCAUCUGAAAGCCUCAGCUGCCUUAUUUUGUAACCGUCAUGACAAAAACAUGGACAUUUUCUUCUGUCAGAUUCAGUGACUCACAUGGAUCUGUGUGUGUGUGUGUGUGAGGUGUUAGGCAUGUGUGUGUGAACAUUUGUACAUAGGUUAAAGAGGUCUGUCUGUGUAUUGUAGCACAGAAAGUGUAGCUAAUAGUAUGUGACUGUUUUUAUUUUUGUGGAUGUAAGUCAGCAGCACAUUAUACAGUAUCUGCUUGUCCUGUAAAUGAAUACGGUUUUAACGAAUCAUCACGAUUUUUGGACAUGUUUUGUCUCACAAUUACAAGAUAACACAGAAUAAUGUGAAUUGAACAGUGUUUUCUCACCAUUCAUGAUGAAUUUAAAUAAAAUCUGUUACUCUGACGGUGAA
Messenger RNA from Acanthopagrus latus (yellowfin seabream), 5498 nucleotides. RefSeq names its product rho-associated protein kinase 2-like. Gene Ontology annotation, cellular component: cytoplasm; cytoskeleton. Gene Ontology annotation, molecular function: Rho-dependent protein serine/threonine kinase activity; ATP binding; small GTPase binding. The record is from RefSeq and is a predicted model, not a curated record. Gene Ontology annotation, biological process: Rho protein signal transduction; smooth muscle contraction; actomyosin structure organization. NCBI's taxonomy places the organism in Eukaryota, Metazoa, Chordata, Actinopteri, Spariformes, Sparidae. The coding region runs from base 421 to 4860 and encodes 1479 amino acids. The transcript has 33 exons.